Schistocerca cancellata (South American locust) is the source of this 1143-nucleotide messenger RNA. RefSeq names its product calcitonin gene-related peptide type 1 receptor-like. The transcript has 9 exons. NCBI's taxonomy places the organism in Eukaryota, Metazoa, Arthropoda, Insecta, Orthoptera, Acrididae. Gene Ontology annotation, cellular component: plasma membrane. Gene Ontology annotation, biological process: cell surface receptor signaling pathway; adenylate cyclase-modulating G protein-coupled receptor signaling pathway. Gene Ontology annotation, molecular function: G protein-coupled peptide receptor activity. The record is from RefSeq and is a predicted model, not a curated record. The coding region runs from base 1 to 1143 and encodes 380 amino acids.
AUGACGGAAGAAGCAGAGGUGGUGGAGAGCCGCGACCAGCUGCGGCGGCUGGUGUGGGACAGCUUCAGGGAGGAGCAGCUGGCCAGCAGGUGGCUCUCCUGCUGCGACGAGGCCGACCGCUGCUGCGCCCUCAUGGCCAACUCCUCCGGCCAGCCAUCGCCAGAGCUGUCCCGCAGAGAGUGCCUGGCUGGCGGCUCGUGGCGGCUGCCCACCGACUACUCGCCCUGCAGCCGCCUGCCUGGUGUCGUACGCCGCCUCUGGGUCACCGUGGCAGCCCAGGCUGCGUCUGCUGCCUGCCUGGCGCCCGCCAUCCUGCUCUUCUCCUCCUAUGGGCAGUUACAGAGCCACCGCGUUUCGCUGCACAAGCACUUCUUCAGCUCACUGCUGCUCUACUCGUUGUUCGAGAUCGCCUUCACCCUGGCCGUCAUGCUGCCGUCCCGUUACCAGGACGUGUGGCUGUGCAACGUGCUGCUGCUGACCACCAAGUACUGGCGCUGCAGCAACUACCUGUGGAUGUUCUGCGAGGGCUUCUACCUGCACCGCCUGCUUGCCGCCGCCUUCCAGCCCGAGAGGUCGCUCAUCGUCUUCUACGUCAUCGGAUGGGGAGUGCCGCUGCUGCCAGUGUCCGUGUACGCCCUGCUGCGCCACCUGCUGGCCCAGGGGGAGCCGGCCAGCUGCUGGGUGGAGCCCCACCACAUGGUCGAGUGGGUCCUCUACGUGCCCAGUCUGGUCAGCCUGCUGGUGAACUCUGUGUUCCUGGCACACAUCGUGUGCAUCCUGGUGAGCAAGUUGCGAGCCAACCACUGCCGGGAGCCCAGCUUCUUCAGGAAGGCGGUGCGGGGGACGCUGGCGCUGCUGCCACUGUUCGGCCUGAACCUGCUGGUGUCCCUCUACCGGAUGCCCAACCCGUCCUGCACCUGGGAGCUGCUCUACGCCUACUUCGGGCUGCUGCUGGACGGACUGCAGGGGGCCUUCGUCGCUAUCAGCUUCUGCUUCCUCAACAGAGAGGUCCACAGCGCAGUGAGGCGGUCUUACAAUCUGCUGUCGGACAAGUACCGCGGAGGAGGAGCUCGCUCACAUUCCCGGAGCAGCGAAAGUUGUGGAGCUGCUCACACAACGCUGGCGAGUAUGGAUGGCUUCUGA